Messenger RNA from Trichomycterus rosablanca, 7119 nucleotides. RefSeq names its product neuron navigator 3 (gene nav3). Lineage: Eukaryota; Metazoa; Chordata; Actinopteri; Siluriformes; Trichomycteridae. The record is from RefSeq and is a predicted model, not a curated record. Gene Ontology annotation, molecular function: ATP hydrolysis activity; ATP binding; protein binding. The transcript has 40 exons. Bases 25 to 6729 code for a protein of 2234 amino acids. Gene Ontology annotation, biological process: nervous system development; neurogenesis.
CACACACACUGGCGCUGAGGAAACAUGCCUGUAGUCGGAGUCGCUUCUAAACUGCGCCAGCCGUCGGUCCCCUCCAGGCCAGUGCACACGGCUCUACCGAUCCAAAACAGAAGUCAGAGGUCGGAUCUCGGCGUCUCGGACACGCCCACCCUGACCUGUCAGCUGUCAAUCAAAUCGGAUUUGCAGGAGAGGAGCGACCUGGACGAGGAGAGGAGGAUCUGUAAGAUUUACACUGAUUGGGCGAAUCACUACCUGAGUAAAGCCGGCUGCUCUCGGUUAAUAAAGGAUCUAACGCUGGACAUUCCUGAUGGAGUUCUGCUAUCCAACAUCAUCCACAUCAUCGCGAAUGAGAAGGUGAAGAACAUCGUGGACUCACCGAGGAGUCACAGUCAGAUGAUUGAGAAUGUGGAGUCCUGUCUGAUGUUCCUGGAGAGCCGAGGGGUCAGUGUACAGGGCCUGAGCGCUGAAGAUGUGUGUAAGGGUAAUCUGAAGGUGAUCCUCGGCCUGUUCUUCAUCUUGUCGCGGUACAAACAGCAGCAGCAGCAACAGCAGCAGUACCUACAGUCUCUGGUGGAGCUUCAACAGCACGUCACACCUACACCGUCACCCAAAAACCACCACCAACAACAACAACAACAACAACGAACACCAGAGAUGCAGUCCAGUGUAACAGCGAGGUAUGUGGGUUCACCCGUUCAGAGUGGAGCUGCACAGAAGAAAAACUCAAGGUUGCCAGGUCCCUCGAGAUCCCCUCAGGUGGGUAACAAUAGGACUCCGGCCUCAGCGAGUCUGAACCGGAGGAGUCAGAGCUUCACCAGCAUCGACCGCUCCAAACCACUGCAGUACGCCAGUGGGAAUGAUAAAGAGUCGGUGAAGUCCGUCCCUGUGGUGGGCGGCAUGAACAACAGCACCAGUGGUCAGCACCUGGCGUCCGCUAUUCCCUCUCCGACGAUGGGCCAAUCCUGGCGCAGCAAGUCCAUGAACAUGAAGCACAGCGCCACAUCCUCCAUGCUGGCCACCAGCCCCGCCUCCUCCCCUCCUCCGCCCAACUCGGACGCGCCACGCCCAUCGCUGUCCGACGCGGCCAAGUCGGCGCCCGGUAAUCAGCGCUCCAUGCUGGACAAGUUCCGACUGGUCAACACUAGCAUGACCCUCCAGGAGGAGGACGAUCUCUCGGAGUACGGUGACGACGGCGGGUCGUGUCCCAAACCACAGCCCAGGACGCCCGCACCCUCCUCUUCCUCCACCCCGAACAAAAACACCGCUAAUGCUAACGGCAACACAAACGUCGCUGCUAACAACAGUAAGAACGCCGGUAACGCCAAGUCCUCGUCUCAACCCAAAGACGACAAGAGCAGAAACAAGGGUAAAGCGAGCACCCCUCCCAAAGAGGAGCUGAUCCCAGAACCUGCCAAGAAGGGCUCCAAAAUAGCUAGCCUCGCCCCAAAGGGGGGCAAAACGACCACGGCAAAGAAGGAAAGCACGAUCCCUGCCCCCAGUGGCAUUCCGAAACCCGGCCUGAAGGCUCAGACAGGAGGAUCAAAGCCUGCCGGAGAGAAGGCCAAGGGGGGUAAAGGAGGGCAAGGGCUUUAUACCCAGCGCUCCCUGGGAGGACUAGAGGGUAAAAAGAGCAGCAUGGUCUCCUCCACCAGCACCUCAGCCCUCUCCGGGUCCACCACUACUACUGCGGGAGGAGGAGGAGGAGGUACGUCGGGAGGCAACGGAGCGGUGCAGUUACCCCAGCAACAGCAGCACAACCACCCCAACACAGCGAUGGUCCCUCCAUUCAUGUACAGGACGUGCUCGGAGAACGACUGUACCGCGGUGGUGGUUCCUGAUCCUGCUCUCAGUCCCACUAAAGACCUCGCCUACAACAAAACCGCCAAACAGUGCCUGGAGGAGAUCUCAGGUGAAGACCCGGAGACCAGACGAAUGCGCACAGUGAAGAACAUCGCUGAUCUGAGACAGAACCUGGAGGAGACCAUGUCCAGUUUACGGGGAACACAGAUCACACACAGCACUCUAGAGACGACCUUCGACUCCACAGUCACGACCGAAGUCAACGGGCGCGGUAUAGCCUCUCAUCCCACUCGCAGUGCCCCCAUGUCAUGGCGCCUCGGGCAGUCGCAGCCACAGAGUCCUCGACUCCAAGCGGGCGACGCCCCGUCCCAUCCUGGCAACUACGCGGCCCCCAGAUCCGUCUCGGCAGCUACCGGUCGCUACGGUGACCCCUCACGGCUGGUCUACACGGCACCAGCGAGAAGAGCGGGCGGUACGGGUGGCAAGGGGGUGGAAGGGGGGCUGGGAGAAAAAGAGGUGGCACUGGAGGAGGACGUUGUGGGAGGAUACGUGAGCGAUGGAGACGUACUGGCCAAAAAUAUACGACCUGAAGACGUCAGCAGCGGGUACGUAACAGAUGGUGGGGUGUAUUCCCGAAACGUGGGGCACGUCCCUGAGCCUCCAUCAGCGCGAGAGCUAAUCCAGAGGGUUAAAGAGGGCGAGGCUGCUGACAGUUAUGAUGACAGCAGCUCGGUGAGCAGUGGACUCAGCGACUCUCUCGACGUCGGAGCUUCUGAGGAUCACGCCAUCGGUUCAUCACACCGGAGUAAAUCAGCACAGUGUGAGCAGAGGUGCGAUCAGAACAGCAGUACCUGGUGUGGAGCUGAAGACCUGAAGAAGGUCGAUGAGCACAUAGAGAACAUCAUGGACUCCUCAGAAGGGACAGGGCUUCCCACUGCUCAGACGGGCUCGUGGAGGCGGGGCAUGAGCGCCCAGGGGGGCAUUACCUCACCACGGGGUAAAAACAGCAACACCAACCUGAAAACAGCAGGUAAAACCGACGAUGCAAAGGCUUCAGAGAAGGUGAAGACUCCUUGUAAAUCUCCCAUCAUGCAACGCUCACCAUCAGACGUUGGCAAAAGCAGUGGAGACGAGGGUAAAAAGCCCGGCAUCGCCCGCCCUCCACCUGCGACCGGCUGUUUCGGAUAUAAGAAAGCUCCAGCUUCGGCGGAACUGGCACCCAAGACUUUAGCUUCCAAAUCCUCUGGGAAAGUGGGUGGGGCCCCUCCAGUAAUCAGUGGAGCCAGGAAAACCAGUCUGGAUGGGUACCGUCACCAUGACGAUGGGGUCCUUCUGGGCAUCGGCGGUUCCAAAAUGCCCUUUCAGUACCGCUCGCUUCCGCGUCCUGCCAAAUCCUACCGUUCCGUGGACUGUCCUGACGUUAAACGGGGUGGAUCCGGGCUCGGGGCCACAGCUGGAGCCGGAACUGGAUUCGGGGCCCCGACAGUGGGUGGAGUUUCAAAGAGGAAGGAUGGAGGGAUGGUGGACUCGGGAAGGUUGAGUCCGGUCAGCAUCAAUCAGACGGAUAAAGAGAAGGUCUCAGUGUCGGAGCAGGAGGGGUCAGCAAUGAGCACGUCGCCCAAAUCUAGUCCAACGUCUGGUCAAUCAGGACUCAGACAGCCCGGCUCCAAGUACCUAGAUAUCGCCUCGCCCACCUUCCGCAGGUUAUUUGGUGGGAAGUGCAGUGGCAGUAAACCGAGUUCCCCCGACUCCUCCAAAUCCAUCCCCUUCGCUUCGCCCCUCGAUUCCCCGGUCAGCGGGGGCAACAGGACACCCGACUCUCUUUCCAACGCCCGUCCGUUCCUCAGCAGCUCGUCGGCCGGCAGCAGGGAGACCCUGAGCAGCAUACAGACCAGUUCUCAUACCAGUUUACAUACCAGUUCACAUACCAGCAUGCACACCAGUUCAGAGUCCAUCGAGCUGCCCACGUCCCAUCAUCAAACGAGACUCAAGUCCACUCUGUCCCAGGGCAUGACCCUUGACAGAAACACUCUGCCCAAAAAGGGAUUAAGAAAUCCUCCCUCAUCCAGACAGAUGUCUCAUGAUGAGGGUAAAGAAUGGCUUCGUUCUCAUUCCACUGGAGGUCUUCAGGACACUGGAAGUCCCCUCUCACCCCCCACUGGCAAAUACCACUACAGUACCCUGUUGAGCCCCACCGGUGCCAUGACCAGGUCUAACAGUAUUCCGGAUCAGGAUGGGUUUGAUCUGUAUGGAGAUAACCGGGUUCUGUGUGGUAGUAACACCUCUCUGGAGGACCGGCCCCGGGGUGUCAGCCGCUCCGCUUCCUUCCGCGAUAGCACUGAUGAAGUUCAUGGAUCGUCGUUGUCUCUGGUCUCCAGCACGUCGUCCUUAUACUCUGCGGUGUACGCCUAUCUGGAAAAGACGGAGGAGAAGGCGCACUCGGAGCAAAUCAGGAAGCUGCGGCGGGAGCUGGACGCGUCUCACGAAAAGGUCGCGACCUUGACGUCUCAGCUGUCGACCAACGCUCACCUGGUUGCAGCGUUUGAGAAGAGUCUGACCAACAUGACCGGCCGCUUACAGAGUCUCACCAUGACGGCAGAGCAGAAGGAGUCGGAGUUGGCGGAGUUGAGGGAGACGAUUGAAGCUUUGAAAGCUCAAAACACUGAUGCACAAACCGCCAUACAGGUGGCAUUAAACGGUCCAGAGCAUCUACACAGACUACACAGAGUUCGGAGGCAGCACUCCUCUGACAGCAUGUCCAGUAUUAACAGCGCCGUGAGUCACAGCAGCAUCAACAGCAAAGAAUCUGAUGAUAAGAAGAAGAAAAAAAAGAGCUGGUUGCGGAGUUCCUUUAAGCAGGCGUUCGGGGGGAAGAAGAAAGGCUCGAAGCUCCAGUCGUCCCACGAUGAGCUGGAGGAAAUGAUGGACUCGUCCGUCCCCUCGUCUCCUAAACUCCAACACGCCUGUACGGAGGGGAGCACCCACUCCUUACACACGUCCUCGUCCACCACCGAGGUGUGUGUACGUGACAGUAAAUCCUCCCCACUGUGGGUGCGCAGGAAACGACCGAACGGCCACGUCGUCUACAGACACAGAUCCCGGUUGUGUGAGUGUACUGAAGCUGAAGCGGAGAUCGUCCUCCAGCUGAAGAACGAGCUGAGGGAGAAGGAACUGAAGCUGACCGACAUCAGACUGGAGGCUCUGAGUUCAGCUCAUCAUCUCGACCAGAUCAGAGAGGCCAUGAACCGCAUGCAGAACGAGAUCGAGGUGCUGAAGGCGGAGAACGAUCGACUGAAGUCCAGCGGAAACUCCACGCCCUCAUCGGUGCCCUCCAAAGCGGCUCGACCCCCCUCGGAGACCUCGAGCACCUCCUCCACGUCCUCGCGCCAGUCGCUGGGGCUGUCCCUCAACAACCUCAACAUCACCGAGACCAUCAUGUCAGACCUGCUUCUGGACGACGGCUACGAGGGGAACUUGCGUAAAGAGGGGCGGAGUGUACGGAUCGUGGUCACCGUCGGUAAAGGCUCCAACAGGACCAAGGUGUUGCAGAGUCAGGAUUACCUGAUCGGUUCUAUUGGCGUGAGCGGGAAAACCAAAUGGGACGUUUUGGAUGGCGUAAUCCGACGCCUGUUCAAGGAGUACGUAUUUCGUGUGGACCCGUUAACGAGUCUGGGGCUGAAUUCGGACAGUAUAGUGAGUUACCGGAUGGGGGAAGUGGAACGCUCUCACGCUUCGGAGAUCCCCGAGCUGUUACCCUGUGGGUACCUGGUGGGGGAAAACAACCUCAUCAACAUCAGACUGAAAGGUGUGAGGGAGAACAGUAUAGACGAGCUGGUGUUCGACACCCUGAUCCCUAAACCCAUUAUUCAGAGAUACCUCAACCUGCUGAAGGAGCACCGCAGGAUCAUCCUGUCCGGGCCGAGCGGAACCGGGAAAUCUUACCUGGCCAACAGACUGGCGCAUUUUAUCAUCAACAAGAGCGGCAGGGAGGUGAACGAGUACAACCUCGCCUGCUUCCACGUGGACCAGAAAUCCAGCAAGGAUCUGUGUCAGUACCUCUCGGCUCUUGCUGAACGCUGUAACUGUGAUGAGGCUGAGCAGGAGCGACAGCUCCCCCUGGUGGUUCUGAUCGAUAAUCUGCACCACAUCGCCAACCUGAGCGAUAUCUUCAACGGGUUCCUCAACUGCAAAUACCAUAAAUGUCCGUAUGUGAUCGGAACGAUGAACCAGGGCGUGUCCUGCUCCCCAAAUCUGGAACUGCACCAUAACUUCAGGUGGGUGUUAUGUGCCAACCACACGGAGCCGGUCCGAGGGUUUUUGGGUCGUUUCCUGCGCAGGAAGCUGAUCGAGAAGGAGAUCGAUAAAAACACUCGGAGUAACGAGCUCAUCAAGAUCAUCGACUGGAUCCCUAAGACGUGGCAGCACAUCAACACCUUCCUGGAGGCUCACAGCUCGUCGGACGUCACCAUCGGUCCCCGGUUGUUCCUCUCAUGUCCGAUGGAAGUGGAAGGCUCUCUGAUCUGGUUCACCGACUUGUGGAACUUCUCGCUGGUGCCCUACCUCCUGGAGGCCGUAAGAGAAGGACUGCAGCUCUACGGGAAGAGAGCCGUGUGGGAGGAUCCAUGCAAGUGGGUGAUCGACAGCUCCCCGUGGAGCUCCACCCCCCUGCAGCGAGACAGCCAAUCCCUGAUCCCGCUGCGCCCGGAGGACGUGGGCUACGACGCCUUCAGCUCAUUUAAGGACGGUGCGUCGUCCAAACAGACCCAUAAACAGUCGGCGCAGAGCGACAGCGAGGGAGACCCACUGAUGAACAUGCUAAUGAGGCUACAGGAAGCUGCUAACUACUCCAGCGCCACCCAGAGCUGUGACAGCGACAGCGCCAGUAACCAUGACGACGCCCUAAACUCCUCCCUCGAGUCGGCCCUUUAGACCACGCCCUCUGUCGGGAGAGCCGAUCCUGAUUGGAUAACGACGGGCCCUAACGGAGGCCGACUAUUCCGAGUACUGGCUUACUAACGAACGAACAAACCGGAAGUCUUGCUCCGUUAGCGAUAUCAAUGUUAAUCGCAGUUAAUUAGCAUUGUUUACACAGGGCGGAGUCUCGUUACGGUGGGCGUGGUCGACUCUGCGGUGCUUAUGUGGUGCACUACUGUGGUUCCCGCUACUGUGAAACCUCUGCUACGCGGGCUAGUGGGUUCUCAUAGUGACACAUAGCGGCGGACACCGAACCGCCCGCAGUUCCUCUUGUCUCCACCGGAGGCGCCAGUGCUGGACUGCAUUACAGACUCAUCAUGGUGCUUCUCUGCUGCCUUAAAUGUG